AUGGCUGCUGCGACGAAUGCGGUCCAGGAGGAUCAGCCUUGGGACGAGGCGCAAUGUGUGGCAGCGCUUGCAGCGCUCGAGAGGCUGCAGGAUCAACUUGACGAAGUCCGCCUUGUCAUCCCGGCCCUCGUAGAACCGCUGAAGGUCCCACGCGACACACCCCGCGAGCUGUUUCUGGAUUUCAAGCAAACCGCCAUCGGCGUCUCCAAGCGCAUGCAGAAUUUCGACCGCACUUGGAAAGCGCAAGAGACCCAGUCAAUACUGGCGUAUGCCAGACAGAGGCAGAAAGCGGAUCCAGACCUCGACCAAGGGCGUGAUGUAUUGCGCUAUGGAUGGUUGAACGAUGCGGUAAAGGAGAAUAAGGUGCAAAGCGCUCCCCAGGACAAUGAGGCUUCAAAGAAUGCAAACAAUGGUCCAGCAGACAAAUAG
Messenger RNA from Aplosporella prunicola CBS 121167, 429 nucleotides. RefSeq lists its product as uncharacterized. The record is from RefSeq and is a predicted model, not a curated record. The coding region runs from base 1 to 429 and encodes 142 amino acids. The transcript has 2 exons. NCBI's taxonomy places the organism in Eukaryota, Fungi, Ascomycota, Dothideomycetes, Botryosphaeriales, Aplosporellaceae.